This is a messenger RNA of Penicillium diatomitis, 3660 nucleotides long. RefSeq lists its product as uncharacterized. The record is from RefSeq and is a predicted model, not a curated record. The transcript has 3 exons. Lineage: Eukaryota; Fungi; Ascomycota; Eurotiomycetes; Eurotiales; Aspergillaceae. Bases 1 to 3660 code for a protein of 1219 amino acids.
AUGGCCGAGGAGCGUGAAUUACGAGUUGUGUGCGAUGACGCGCACAAACGGGCAACUACCUUCAUUGGCGCUGAAAGCUCUCAGAGCGAGCCAGAGAUCGCUGGUCGUGACAAUAAACGACACGUGCCGAAAGAUCAGGAUGUUCCGAAUGACCAGUUCGCUGCACCGCCAGUGAUCGACAUGUCGACCCAGGUAUCUCGAACAUGGGCCCCUUCCAAUGUACAAGCUUCGACGAUUUACAACAAGCAUCUGGAUUUACUCAAUGAGGUCGCAGCUGCAACAGGGACUACCAUCAGCUUGGACAAUAGCGACUCGUCUGAGUUAGCUAUCAAGGUAUCUGCCAGGGCACAUCAGAGGGUGGAGGAUGCGUUAAAGAGGCUUGGCAAUCUCGAGAAAAUCAUACAUGGCCAGUUCGACAAGGGCUCACUGCAACGGAUCCUCUUAGAUCCUGAUAGCCCGGUCAAAGGACUCCUUGGCAAUUUAACGGUUCCCGCGUCGUGCCGCAUUGAUCCCUCAACAAAUGCAUUCCAUAUAUCGAAGCACCUGCGCGAUUCUAGUGGCAUUCCGCAUCCAUCUAAGACCGAGACGCCUCACACCAUAAAGUGUUUGUCCAAGUUCAAAUUCACCGGAAUCGGAGAUUCUAGCGAACAAUUUAACCGGUCUGUUCUCACAGGCUCGACUCGCGAGGGCUCACAUACCGUGGUAGACUCCCAGACCGAGAGCAUAAAGGAUGUGAAAUCAGUCAAGGGCAGUCAAGCUGGUGUCACGUCGCGAACUAAUUUCAGUGCACCACAUUCCGGUAAGGUUUCGGGUCCAAAGGUUCGUCGCGCAGUCCCACCCAGCGGUGCGCUUUUGAAGACAGCGACACCCGUUGAGGACAACAGCAAGCUUGCAGAAAGCAAAGAAUCAAAAUCCUUGUCUAGGGUCAUUGACGUGAAUGACGAUGAACAAUCGGGCAAGCGGGAAGCAGCUUCUCCUGCGGAUUCCCAGUCUACGAGUACGAAACGCGAAAAGCACAGUCAUCUAUUGCAGACCACAGAAAUCGAGCAGCUUGACUGCGAAGAUUAUAGACAUGAGACGAAGCCGAGUGUGUCGCAGAAGUUGUUGGAUGAUUCUUUAACUCACCGGACAUCUCAACCAUCUUGCGCUAGUGGCCUCCCACCCCGGAUUUCUGCUUCCCACACGGAUAUCAGCCCUCUUCUAGGAAGUUCUGAAAGUCUUAAUGGCUUGUGUGGCUCGAGCAAGGCCUCCAGAGUGACGAGUCUUCUUGCGGAUCAUAUCAGCGACUCUCAACAAGUAUCAGAGGCCUCGCACCAAUCACGUCACUAUUUGGUGUCGAAUCAAUUUCCAGCGCGGUCUUCGUCGAGGACGGAGGCCGUGGAUAUUGCUAGUAGCUUACAUGGAUCAUUGGGUACGCUGCCGUUGCCAAGCGUGCACUCUUUGCUACCUUCGCUCACAGCAAGCACAAUGUCUUACCAGCCUACCAUGGAACCGUCCUUUCACCCUCAGAAAAUCCCCCAAAGAAUGGACGGUAAUCCGCCGACUCGGGAAAGCACGUGUGGUGUCCCCACGCUGCGAAACAGAUAUGCGUCUCACGGAGAUCCCGAAACUUUGAUGACUCUGCCUAAUGAAGUACAUGCGGCGAGACAGACUUCUGAUCAACUCGAAGGGAGGCGAUGGAACAGCGAGUCUACAUCGUCACCUCGCCACAACUCGGUGCCAUCAAACAUCGGAAAUUCAAGCUUCUGGCAAGGCAGUUACCGUCGUCACUAUGAUCAAGAGACGGCGCUCGCACAGAGCGCCUACAGUUUGGGAGCAAAUGCCAUCACGGCGCGGCCUGAGUAUGGUUUCACUGUCACCAAUGCCACUACUUUGUCUGGGGUGCAACCCUCUUACGUGGGAUCUGCCGCGAGCAAUGGGCCUGUUAUUUUCGGAGCAUCAAUCCCGGGCUCCCAAGGUUCGCUGUCACAUUAUUCGGACAUCCACGGGUCUCCGGCCUACGCUUGGUCAUGCCCGUGCGGAAGGACUCUGCCUUAUCCCUGGCAGUGGCCACGUGCUGCAAAUUGGGCCUUGCAAGGCCAAUCCGCUUGGACGUACCCUCAGCAGUAUAACCUUGCACCCUCAUAUCAUGUAGCUCAGCCAUCUGCGACUGCUAGAUACCAGCCAGUGCAGCCAAUACAGCCAGUGCAGCCAGUUUCUCAGACCGUGACAUUCUCUUCUGGUGCAAAUUUUACGGCCCCGGGGCAUAGCUCUAACAUGCCUGUCAAUUUAUUCAUACCAGCUUCUUUCGCACCAUCUGACAAUCAACGUCUUCCUUUUCAAACGACCUCGACGCGCGGCCUUACCGAAUCAAGCCUUGCGGAAAGAAUGGCCAGCUCACAGAGCACAGACAGGCAAUUUCAUUCAGUCAUGAACCAACGUACAGCGAGCCCUUCUCCAGCGCCGGGGGCGAAGAAAAAGGCCGGAGCAGGGACAAGUUCGAAGGCCUCGAAGAAGCGAUGGAAGCCACUUGACAUAUCUUAUACUUCAAAGGUCACCAACGAACGCACGAUGUCUAAUCUACACUCCAAAGGGGUGACGUCUUUGCAAGAGGAUCCAGGAUUGACCCAAAAGGCCUGCGAGCUUCUUGCUCCUUUGCUCGAAACUGCUCGAGUCUUUCCCGGAUCUCUGAGACUCGAGAUACAACUUGGCAUGGUCGCUAUUCUGCGAACAUCGGGGGCAGCAGAAGCUAUCUUUGUAAGUUUCCAGGAUAUCAACGAUAUAAUAGACUCAUCAAGGCAUGUCUCUGGACCCAGCACAAUCUUUUUCCCCAAGUUGACUACGUCUCCCGCGGACAUUGACUACAUGCUCGAUGCUACUGCUGGCGGUGCACGUCUCUUUGAGAACGAGCCCUCUACGCUCGAUAUCUCGUAUGAGUUUCACUGUGUACCGAACAGUGGUGAAAUCCGUGUCAUUGCCUUUGACGAAAUGGGUCGUUACAAGAGACAAGGUUCUGACGUCAUGUUGGGCUCUGUGAACAUAAGCUAUCCAGAUCGCAUCUGGGACGCGGCUGUUGUUCUGCGUGGCCCCCUCGAUGCCUCAAAGGUACAAGAUCCUGCCUCACUGGAAAUGAUAGAAACAAUCUCCAGGUCCUUGUGGGUAGAGCCUAACUGCUCUCGUAUGCGUCUUCGCAUUUACAUUGAAGGUUCUACUUUCUCAGUCAAGAAAAUCAUGGUAAGAAGGAAGACCUUACAUCGCUGCGAGGUCGAUGCGCCAGAGCAAGUGACCGGUGACGCAGGUGGACUUUUCCUUCAGGUCACCGAAGUCCAAGACCUCGUCAUAGGCCCCUGUCGAGCUGAUCCCAGUGUGCUAGAGGCAACCUGUAAAUCGCUCGACGAAAUGGCCAAACUUCACCGGCAGUGGUGGGAGGUGUCUAUUAUCAGUCCUGCUAUCAACCAUGCCCUCGGCGAUAGGUCAUCCAGUGGCAUUGGGGAAGUGACCCCUUUGUGGAACCCCGUUGACAUACUGGGUACUCAAGACAAGAGUGCGGCGGAUCGAUUCUCGUCGAAAAAGGCAAAGUCUAUUGGACGGUAUGGACUAGGAGCCUUGCUAAGACUGGCUACUGCGGUUCUUGAGAAUCUUGAUGUUGUUGGGUAUUCCAAUUGCGCUUCGCAAGCUUGA